This is a messenger RNA of Saxophila tyrrhenica, 537 nucleotides long. RefSeq lists its product as uncharacterized. Lineage: Eukaryota; Fungi; Ascomycota; Dothideomycetes; Mycosphaerellales; Extremaceae. The coding region runs from base 1 to 537 and encodes 178 amino acids. The transcript has 2 exons. The record is from RefSeq and is a predicted model, not a curated record.
AUGAAGUCCUUCUUCACCGUCUUGAGCGCUAUUGCCUCGCUCGCCGUCGCAGCGCCGCACCACGGAGGCCACCACAACAAAUGCAUCUCCCAGUCUGAGGCCGAGACUUUGGUCGCCAGAUACGCUGCGGUCAUCGCCGGCCAGCCAUCCGACUUGGGCGGUCCUGUGAAGACUGCUCGCGCCAUUGCCGCCAAAGGCUACAGUGAGCAGUCCGACUCCGCGAACCAGCUCGGAGGCCUUCCUCUCGGCAGCUUGACUGUCGCAACCAAGAGAGACUGGAUCUACGAGUCGCAGAACAACCCACCAUUCCCCACCGAGACCCAGGCCGUCUACGUGACAGACUGCAACAAAGUCACCUGGCUAUGGAUCUCCCCCAACUUCGGCAGUGGCGCGUACCCGGUGCAGGGCAUCCAUUUGCUCACGACGAACGAUGACUGCAAGCUCACGAUGGUUAACUUCGAGUUCAACAGCUUCGCUGCUGCGCUUGACACUGGCUAUACUAUCUUUUACGCCAACGGGACUCAGUACGGGGCUUAG